AUGGACAUGGAAAAUGCUAACCGUCCGGCUAUCAGCAUAUGGGUAUUCUUCGCCCUAGCAGCACUUGACAUCGCAGCCAAUGCUGCCGCUGGUCCAGCUGCCGUUGCAACAGCCGCCCAUGUGAAUGGCAGUCCACUCACAGCACGGGCAUUACAGCUUGGAGCACUGGCUGGUGUUACCAAAUCGGGAAUUCUGGCUUUCGUCGAAUUUCUGGGAUAUGCAGGUUUGCCGACACCAGCUUGGGUACUGCUGGUCUUGGUGGCGAGUUGCUUUGGCAUUUGUGUAAUCAUCACAGCUGAGAUCAGCAACUUGGUGCUGGGAGAGACACCGAGCGCACUGCUUGUUGCAGCUGUUGUUGCAGCUAUCCCUUUGUGGGGUGAAUGUAUCGGUAUCUAUCAGUCGGCCGGAGGCCUGUAUGGCGGUAAACCUCAAACCCAGACCUGCAUCAUGGGACUGGAUGCCUUGGGGGGAUAUGUGUUUGCUCGGAUGGCACACAAUGGUGGUUAUGACAUCUGCUCCUAUAACGCUGCGGCUGCCGCUGGAGCAGUAUAUGGGACGAUCACCGGGGUCUUUCAUACAAUCCUUGGAUGUAUGGCCGGGUGUGCUACCUAUGAAAGCACCAACGGACAUUAUACCAUGCAUAAUGUUUUCGGGACGUCUGAAGGGUACGACAGUAAUUGGAAUCGGAAUGGACAUUUCUAA
This is a messenger RNA of Penicillium salamii, 702 nucleotides long. The record is from the annotation of a GenBank genome assembly. NCBI's taxonomy places the organism in Eukaryota, Fungi, Ascomycota, Eurotiomycetes, Eurotiales, Aspergillaceae.